Messenger RNA from Zerene cesonia (dogface butterfly), 1922 nucleotides. Its product is annotated as alkylated DNA repair protein alkB homolog 8. Gene Ontology annotation, molecular function: S-adenosylmethionine-dependent methyltransferase activity; tRNA binding. NCBI's taxonomy places the organism in Eukaryota, Metazoa, Arthropoda, Insecta, Lepidoptera, Pieridae. Gene Ontology annotation, biological process: tRNA wobble uridine modification. Gene Ontology annotation, cellular component: nucleus; cytoplasm. The transcript has 8 exons. The coding region runs from base 102 to 1886 and encodes 594 amino acids. The record is from RefSeq and is a predicted model, not a curated record.
AAUUAUUUAUACAUUUUAGUUGGUAUUUGAUUUUUAGUAAAAGGUUAUGCUUACAAAAUCUGGGAAUAAAUUAAAUAUAAUUCAUUCAUGCAUAUUUUCAUAUGAUGGACAAAGACAAACAAAUAGGUAAAAAAUGUAAAAGAUUUUCAGCGCGGUUAAAAAGCUCUAAGGGAGUUUUAUGCGUAGAUAAGCCAACUUCGAAACUUGUUCUAUGCAAUGUAGGACAAGCUACCGGCUUUAAUAAAGAAGAACUGUAUGAAAUAUUGGAAUUGUUACCAGAUGUAAAUCUUCCGAAAUAUAUAGCUGAAAAGGGAGAGUCGCAUUCUUAUGUUGUUUUCGAUAACACAAGGAGUGCCGAAUUAUUUUACAACACAUUUAAUGGUACAGCAAAAGUGAAAAAGAAUGAUACAUUAAUUUAUAUGAAUUAUGUUGAUGCUGUACCAAAUGAUGAAAUAAUCUAUAGAGAACACAAUCCUACAGGACUGCAUGUUAUACCUGAUUUCAUAUCUGCUGAAGAAGAACAUCAGUUCUUGCACAUAUUUGAUUGGGAAGAUGAUUCUAAUUUAAAGAACCGACAAGUGAAACAUUAUGGCUACGAAUUUAGAUACGGUAGCAAUGAUGUAGAUUUAAAUGCUCCAUUAUCAGACAAGAUACCCUCAGUGUGUGAUGUGCUGUGGAAAAGGUUACAGGAACACGGUUUUGACAUUGAAGUUCCUGAUCAAUUAACAGUUAAUAAAUAUAAGCCUGGACAAGGCAUUCCAUCCCAUGUUGACCGUCACAGUCCAUUCGGAGACACAAUUCUGUCGUUGUCUCUAGGAUCCUCUGUAUUGAUGGACUGGAAACAUCACAGCGGCAAAUAUGUUCCUAUUGUUGUACCAGCUCGCUCAAUUAUGGUGAUGCAGGGUGAUGCUAGGUAUGAUUGGCAACAUGGAAUUCAGCCGCGAGCAUGGGACCCUGUGAUCGAAGUGAGAAAAGAUACAGAAACAUCUAGCAACAUUAAAGUUAUAACCAGUGAUACAAGACCCCGCGGCACUAGAAUAUCUCUGACCUUCAGGAAGACCAGGCAGGGGCCUUGUGAGUGUGGUUAUAAAGUGCUGUGUGAUAGAGGAGGUAAUAAGGAGAUUGAUGAUGAUAUGGCUUCGCAUCUCGAGGAGUUGCAUGUUCAUCAGGUUUAUGAACAAAUUGCAGGCCACUUCAGUACGACGCGGCACAAGCCCUGGCCGAAAGUGCAGGAGUUUAUUAUGAAUACUCCGCCUGGCUCCAUUGUUUUGGAUCUUGGAGCUGGGAAUGGCAAGAAUAUACUCAAUAGAAAUGAUAUCAUACAGAUAGCGUGCGAGCGCAGCACGGGGCUUCUCGCUGAGUGCGCGGCGCAUACAGCGGCAGUGCGCGGCGCGCAGUGCGUGCGGCUGGACGUGCUGCGCGCGCCGCUCGUCGACGGGCGCGCGGACGUCGCGCUGUGCAUCGCCGUAGUACACCACUUUUGUAGCGAGGCUAGAAGGAAGCAAGCCAUUAAUACGAUCGCCCGCCUCUUGCGGUCCGGAGGCCGAGCCCUCAUCACAGUGUGGGCGAAGGACCAGAAAAAGUCCAAUUACAUUGCGCCAAAUAAAGAAAACUCCGACACAAACGUCGUCACAACUGUCGGUGGACUCAAUCUACCCGUACACGAAAACAGAACGCAGUUCCAGCACAGCGAUUUACUCGUCCCGUGGAAAUUGAGACAGAUUAACGAUAAAAAACUGUCAAACGAAACAAAUGCAACGUUUCUGCGAUACUAUCACGUGUUCGAAAAGGGCGAAUUGGAUAAACUAUGCGAUCUGCCCGAUUUGGUUAUUGAAGACAGUUUCUAUGAAGAAGGAAAUUGGUGUGUUAUUUGCAAAAAACUGUAAUAAUGUUAUUUUAUAUAUUAAACAUGUUUUAUCAAA